Molecule: messenger RNA, 943 nt
Organism: Capsella rubella
Lineage: Eukaryota; Viridiplantae; Streptophyta; Magnoliopsida; Brassicales; Brassicaceae
Product: probable WRKY transcription factor 51
Exons: 3
Coding region: 165-749 (194 amino acids)
Biological process (GO): regulation of DNA-templated transcription
Molecular function (GO): sequence-specific DNA binding; DNA-binding transcription factor activity
Source: RefSeq, a predicted model, not a curated record
ACCAUUGUUAACUCAUUGUCUUCUCUUCUUCACUUGCUCUCUAUCUAUACUAAGUUCUGUUCUUACCUAGUUUAUACAUGCUUUAAGACUCUCUCUUCUCUCUCUCUCUCUUGAUUGUAAUUUGUUUUUCCUAUUCAUAAAGGAAAAAAAAAACAAAAAAAAAGAUGAAUAUCUCUCAAAGCCCUAAUUUUACGUAUUUCUCCGAUGAAAGCUUUAUUAAUCCUUUCAUGGACAACAAUGAUUUCUCCAAUCUGAUGUUCUUCGAUGUCGAUGAAGAAGGAGGCAACAAUAACGGAUUCGUCGAGGAGGAGAUUUCAUCUCCGACAAGCAUCGUUUCGUCGGAGACAUUUACCGGCGAAAGCGGCGGAUCCGGCAGCGCAACAACCUUGUUUAAAAAGGAAUCAACAAAUAGGGGAAUCAAAGAGAGUGAUCAGACGAAAGAUACGGGCCAUCGAGUUGCAUUUAGAACGAGAUCUAAGAUCGAUGUCAUGGAUGAUGGUUUUAAAUGGAGGAAGUAUGGCAAAAAAUCUGUCAAAAACAACAUUAACAAGAGGAAUUACUACAAAUGCUCAAGUGAAGGUUGCUCGGUGAAGAAGAGGGUGGAGAGAGAUGGUGAAGAUGCAGCUUAUGUAAUUACAACAUACGACGGUGUCCAUAACCAUGAGAGCCCUUCUCACGUCUACUACAAUGACAUGGUUUUGUCUUAUGAUCAUGAUAAUUGGAACCAACACUCUCUUCUUCACUGUUAAUCCAGAAUGUCUUCUCCUCAUGAUUGAGAUUGUAAGAUAGAGCUACCAUUGUUAUAUAUAAUCUUAGUGCAUUGUGUAAUUUUAUAGGUAUAAAUAAUUAAUAAAAAGGAGUUUGGUUUAUAAAUGUUUUAAUGUAUGUAUAUGGCUAUGAAGCAUCUUGUAGUUCGCUAAGAUAUCAAAUAUAAUUAAGUGUA